AUGGAUCAUGAAACGGAGAACGAAGGGAAGACUGAUUUUAUUGAUUUGGAAAAACAUUGGAGUACUAUUCUCAAAAAAGGAAUAGAUCAGUUGAUUGAUGACCAAAUAACUGGUUUGAAAUUCAGUUCCCUAGAUGAUGGUGGAGAGUUUUAUAACACAUAUGCAAAGUUGGUUGGGUUUAGUAUUCGUAAAGAUGAGAUAAAGCGUAAUAAAGAUAACAUUGUGACCUCUAGAAGAUGGGUUUGUGCAAAGGAAGGGUUGCGAAUUAGGAAAAAUGAGUCCAAUGUAAAUUGCAUGAGUGAGAGACCAAUAACAAGAAGUGGUUGCAAGGCCGCUUUUCGUAUUAGAUUUGAACGAAAGUUAGGUGAAUGGGUGGUAGGAGAGUUUAAAAGGGAGCAUAAUCAUGACUUAGUUCCGCAAUUUGAGACUCAAUUUCUCCGUUCACAUAGGACUAUUAAGGAUUCUGAUAAGGCUCAGAUUAUAGCAUUGCAUAAUGUUGGGGUCAAAUCAAAUCAAAUCAUGGAUCAUAUGAUCCAACAAGCUGGAGGAUACGAGAAUAUAGGGUUCACUUCAAAAGACCUCUACAAUUACGUAGCGGCAAUUCGCAACAACAAUACGCGAGAUGGUGAUGCUGAAUGUGCUUUGGGAUAUUUACAAGCAAAAGUAGACAUGGACUCCUCAUUUUUUUUUAAAUACACUGUUGAUGAAGAAAGCCGUUUGGCUAAUCUGUUUUUGACAGAUUCUCAAAGUCACUUAGAUUAUGCAUGUUUUGGAGAUGUAGUCGCAUUUGAUACAGCAUAUAAGACAAAUGUAUACAAAAAACCCCUUGUUAUAUUGGUAGGAGUCAACCACCAUUGGCAAACUAUAGUAUUUGGUUUUGGACUAUUGGUUGAUGAGACCGUUGAAACAUAUACUUGGGUGUUGCAAAAUAUGCUUGUAGCAAUGAACAAUAAGACUCCUAUUUCAGUCGUGACAGAUGGGGACAAAGCAAUGAGUAAAGCUAUUAAAACGGUUUUUCCAAAGUCUCGACAUCGUUUAUGUGUGUGGCAUCAUGAAAGGAAUGCUUUUGCAAAUCUACAUGAUAAAGUAUAUGAAAGUUUUAUUAGGUGUAUGGUACGAUAUUUUACACCAGAUGAAUUUGAAGACAUGAGUACACAAUGUUGUGAAGCCAUGAAUGCAUUCUUGAAUAGAUUUCUAGAUAGGAAGACUAGGCUUUAUGAGUUGUUCCAGCAAGUUGAUAGAGCACUUUCACGUAUUAGACACAAUGAGAUGGGGGCAGAUUUUUCUUCAAAUUAUACUGAACCUAUUCUGAUUACUGGGUUAGCUGAAAUAGAGAAACAUGCUGCUACUAUAUUCACAAGGGAGGUUGAACAUUUGAAACAGAUUCCACCGACAUGUAUAAUGAACAGAUGGUUGAAAACAGCAAAGUCCGACCUGCCUUACAAACUUGAAUCCCAAAUGUCUCCUGAUAUCAUACGUAUGGCACGGUUUAGUGCAUUGUCUGCUAGUUGUUGUCAGAUGUGUUACUUUGGUUCAAGAACAACACAAGGCUUCAAAGAAUUGAAGGUUGAAAUAGCAAGGUUGACACGCCGCAUGGAAGAACUUUAUAAUUCAAGUAAAGAAGCUGCUGAAGAUGGGAUACGCACUGCAUCCAAUAAAGCAAACUUAAAUGUUCGUGAUCCAGCCAUUGUUAAGACUAAAGGUGACCAUGGUAGCACGAGCAACAACCACAGCCAUGCGAAAGUUAGGCGAUGCAGCAGUUGUAAAGAUGUUGGACACACAAGGCGCACAUGUCCAUCUACACAUAUUCAACAAGGUGAACAUGUUGAUGGUGACAACGUCCCUGAAUCCAUGGAACAUCCAGCUGUUGGCUCACCUGAUUUGGAAACAAAUUAUUAUAAUUUUCUUUAA
Molecule: messenger RNA, 1911 nt
Organism: Quercus robur (English oak)
Lineage: Eukaryota; Viridiplantae; Streptophyta; Magnoliopsida; Fagales; Fagaceae
Product: protein FAR1-RELATED SEQUENCE 5-like
Exons: 3
Coding region: 1-1911 (636 amino acids)
Source: RefSeq, a predicted model, not a curated record